UUCCCCUUUAUUUUUCUAGUCAUGGAUCAGAGGCCUCUUACAAGUAUGAUAGAUGAGAUGUAUCUGACAAUUACAAACUGGGAUAAUCAAUCCAUGGCCCAUGAGUUCAUCUUCCAAGCAUUCUCCACUGUUCCUGAGAUACAACAACUUAUUUUCACUUUCUUUCUUUUGCUCUACCUCACAAUCAUUUUUGGUAACUGCUCUGUCCUUUGGGUUAUCUGCACUGUCCGUUCCCUGCAUACCCCAAUGUAUUUCUUUCUGGCCAGCCUCUCUUGCCUGGAAAUGUGUUAUACCACUGUGGUAGUACCUCAGAUGCUUGCUAGCAUUUCUGAUUUCCACAGAACAAUCCCAUUAGUGAACUGUGCCAUCCAGAUGUUCUUCUUUACAACACUAGGAGGCACUGAUUGUUUUAUGUUGGCUGUCAUGGCGUAUGAUCGCUACAUAGCCAUCUGCCACCCACUUCGCUAUACCCUCAUCAUGACCUGGCAAGUAUGCAUGUGGCUGGUGAUUGGCUCCCUGAUUCUUUCCAUAGCGCUAUGUCUGCAGCUAACCAUCUUGAUUUUUAGCUUGCCUUUCUGUGGUUACAAACCCAAGAUCAAUCAUUUCCUAUGUGACGUACCACCUGUGCUAAAGCUGGCAUGUGCCGAUACCCAUCUCCACCAAACUGCACUAUAUGGUGUUGGCAUCAUGGUUUUAACAGUUCCCUUUCUUCUGAUAUGCAUCUCGUAUGUUUAUAUUGUGGCUGCCAUUCUCCGGAUUAAGUCUACAUCUGGACGGCACCAGGCCUUCUCCACCUGCUCCUCCCACCUGACAGUUGUGCUCCUACAAUACGGAGUCUGCAGCCUUGUGUAUCUGCGUCCCAAGUCCACCACUUCAGAAGAUGAGGAUCGGAAACUGGCUCUUAUAUAUACCUUUGUCACUCCUCUCCUGAACCCCUUGAUCUACACCCUGAGGAACAAAGAUAUCAAGCAGGCUUUAAGGAAGGUCAUGAAGAAAAUGGUUACAUCUCAGACUUGAGUCUCAAUUCAUCUAACAUUAUUAUAACCUCAAAACCUGUUGUGGAUUAGCAGUAUCACAGAAGGAAGUAAUCUUGAAUCCUUCAGGUAAUUGCUGAUCAUUUCCCAGAAUCUCUUAAUGUUGUCCAUGUUAUCUGGGGUUCUGGUUUGUAUUUUGUCACUGGUUCUCUACUUCUUAUCUGCUUAAUUAAUUACACUAUGGUAUGGAUAUCUAAUAGAUCUGUGUUAGCCAGAGAUCUUUUUAUAAUGGACAUCAGAUUGAGGAAUGAUCUACAAACAAAAGCUUUAUUCCAGCAUUUUUUGGGACAGUCCUGACCCCAUCUGUACUUGGCAGAAAUGAAUUUCCAUAUCUGUAGACUAGGGCAGUGUUUAUUAUUGUUGCUAAUAUUAAUAUUAUUAACCAAAUUUAAUAAUUAACAUAUUGCUCAAAGCAUAGGCAAAUUAGGCAAUCACAUAAGGUACUGGGUUAAAGAAGGUAUCAAAUUACAAGAAAAAUCUCCAACAGAAGAGAAUAUAUUUAGCUCAGGGAUGAACUGUGGAGUUUACAUUACAGACCAUUCAAAAGAGCAAAAAACCCACAAAACUUAGGGAGGAAAUGAAAAUACAACAGCCCACAUUGAGAUAAGCAGAGAUCAGCACCAGAUAAACAAUCAGGCAGAAAACAAUAUUCUAAUCAAGGAAUAUGAAAAAUGUUGAAAAAAAUGGUCCCAUCUCCCAGCAUCUCUUAACACUGCCCAUGUUAUUUGGGGUUCUGAGUUGCAUUUUGUCACAGGUUAUCAACUCCU
This is a messenger RNA of Pantherophis guttatus, 1801 nucleotides long. NCBI's taxonomy places the organism in Eukaryota, Metazoa, Chordata, Lepidosauria, Squamata, Colubridae. The record is from RefSeq and is a predicted model, not a curated record.